AUGGCUUUGUGGCCAUUUAGGAGGAAAAGCGGGCGCAAACGCACGAGAAGCGGCGCCGCCCUUUCCGACGUUGAAGGCCCACCACGAAGUCAAACGGCAGACGCUGCCGUACCAGUGCCCACCAAGCGAACGCCAUCACAGAAGAAACAACGCACGGAGACAGAGCCCGCGAAGCUACACCGCCGUCCGCGGACCUACAGUUUCUCGCCUGGCCGCCAUGACUCCAUCAGGGUCGACGGCAAGGGUACGUCUGCCCAGCCCACCGCAGUACGCGGGAAGAGGUUUUCGCCCGGCGACCAAAUAGACGAGGUGAGGGAGGAAGAUUCUCAAUGGCAGCGUGUUCCGACGCUGUACGGAACGCGCAACGGCGACAAGAUGUCGAGGAGAAAGAGUAGCAAGAGGAGGAGGGACGACCACGAUCGUGAAGCCGAACUCAAGGCCAUGAGCAACUUCGUCCCAGUCAGGCCGUCUGCCGAGGCAUGGACAGCCGGCAGGCCGAUGAAGAAGGACAGUAAGAGGGUAAGGACGGGCGGCAGGGGCUCAGGCGCCGUGUCGGAACUUUCGCUGCCAAUCCCCGAAUCAAUUCACUCGAGCAUGUCAUCCGACUCAGAGCAUGCCUCGUACAGGAUCUCCGCUCUCGAGGCGUUGGCGCCUCGCCCGACUCUACGGUAUGCGACGCAUCCCCGAUGGGCUCCCGGCAACAGCACGGAUCCCACCAGGUCUACGUCGCAGAGGAACAAGCUGGCUGAAAGAGCGAAUCUGCCCGAAGCGACGUUAAAAUCUCACAAGCGGAUCGAUAGUCUUGCAGAUGAUCUGGGCGCCUCCGAUCUACGCGAACUUAUGGAGCGCGACAACAGGAGGAGGGAGAGAAAACGUCAGCGUGAACAAGAGCACACGGAGAGGAGGCUCGCAAGACGAGCAGAAAAGCAGCGCGAAGCAGAAGCCGAAGCCUCCAAGAGCGGAACCCCACCGCCGCAAAAUCUAGAACGAGGUGUCAUGGGUCGCGAUGUAGUCGGCCUCGGUAUUGAUACAACGUCAGCCGUGGUGACUUCGUCGCGGCGACGGUCGUCAGAUGCUUCAUUCAAGCGACAAACGCCAUCGCCAGAACAGGGGCAUGCAUCACCAGAGCGCGAAACUACCGCUGAGGAAGCCCUCGACACUCAGAUCGAACCUCUCAGCCACUUCCACAGGACCACGAGUAUACCGCUUGAGACUGCGCUUGAGUCAGAAACAGACGUCGUGGCGCCGGCAACACCACCGCCGGAAACCACCAAGCGGGCUACUUCGAUUCAGAAGAAGAAGUCCAGAUCACGAACAUCCCUGGCGUCCGACGAGAGACACAGGCUGUCGCCGACAGCAACCAAAACAGAGGAGUAUGACCCGCCACGUAAAGAUUCGGAAUCCAGCAACCGCGGCAAGUUAAACUUCUCUUCUCUGUUCAAAUGGGGAUCACGUGGCAAUCGCCGGAGCUCUGGGCCCUCAUCCUUCUCAAACACCUCACGAGAGGAGAUGCAGGCUGCUAUUCAAGCACAAGGUCUCGCCCCGACGCACUCGGCACAACAAGCACCGGCGACAUCUCGCACAUCACUGGCGUCGACACCCCCUCCUGUCGUAGGCUACACCCCAACCAAGAUGAGCUCUGGCGUUCCUAAGCGGACCCGGUCACGGUUCCGGGAGGACCUACCUGAACUUCCAAUGUCGCCACCAGACUCUCGCGUUGCAUCGCCCGAGACUGAGCCACCCAUGCCUGCAUUAUCAGAGAGGCACUCUCGAGAACAAGGCAAUAUGGAGGCCUCUAACACGCCAGCGCGGUAUGACACACCGAGCUCGGAGCGAAGAACAAUCGACGAGACUAUGAGGCAGACGCCGACAUCUGUCCAUCGCCUAAACCAGCACUCACCGCAACCGCAGUCAGUCUCCCUGGCAUCCAUUGACUCGGAGGCAUCGUGGCUCUCUGGACGCGUUGGUAAGCGGUCGUCGUCCGGCCUAGGCAUGCGCGACAGCAAUCCCCGUUAUCCUUACGCGCAGCAACGGCAGUCCCAGCAGUCCUCCUCCAGUAAUAAUACUGAAGAGGAGAUUGAUGAGCAGAUUGCUGACGACGAAUACUUGUCUAAUCUUGCGACUCCGUCCCACGAUACAAACAUGGCGCAGACCGGCCAUGGCCGCCGGUCAACGGGCGAUGGGCGCCCUAGCAGUGAUGAGGAUGAGCACAUGGCUGAUGCCGACAUGAAAUGGGGCUCCGUUAGUGCCCAUCAGACGGUGAUGCACCGGCGGCAGGCCGCCCGAAUCAAGAGCAGCGAGGGGCUACUCAACACGUUUGAUGAGGAAAGCAGCUCAUCCAGUGACCUCAAUGAAACGCCCAUGGUGGAGAGCGCGACAAGGAUCAGCUACGGCCAAAAGGGGCAUGUGCGCCACAUGAGUGCUGGAAGCGCCAAGUUGCUGGAUAUUACGCCCCGGGCCAGCAUUGACAGCAAGGGACGGAACCCUACGACUGGCGACAGGAGGUCAAGCGUACCUCUAUCCUUGUGAUGAACUAACAUGAGUGGAAGAGUUUAGGAUGACGAUGUUCAGAGGCCAGCCAGGAACCGAGCCCCACGAUCAUUACCUAUUUUCUUUACCUAUCAGGUCCUACACGGCCACCGACGCCCACACGGCACUUUCAUUAUUGUCCAUUACCGACCAUAUUCGAUCUUUAACCUCAUUUCCUUUCCACAUCAGCCAAAAACGAAAAAAAGUCUUCCGCCACUAUUCCGGAGACGCCUCAAACGACACAAUCUCGAUCCUGGCUGGCACUGAACAAUCUGACUCCACUUUGGCCAUGUUCGUUCUCACAUCGAGCUUCCGUCACAAAUGUCGACUCGUGGUUCUCGUUUCUCAUAUUAUGCGAAGCGUCUGUUUUCUUUCCUCGCUCUGUACCUGUUGUACGACACGAUACCCCACGGCCGAGCCGCAUGCAGAGCGCUACGUAGCGAAUUAUCACAUGGGCUGUUCUUUCAAA
Messenger RNA from Verticillium dahliae VdLs.17, 2998 nucleotides. RefSeq lists its product as uncharacterized. The coding region runs from base 1 to 2529 and encodes 842 amino acids. Lineage: Eukaryota; Fungi; Ascomycota; Sordariomycetes; Glomerellales; Plectosphaerellaceae. The transcript has a single exon. The record is from RefSeq and is a predicted model, not a curated record.